Talpa occidentalis (Iberian mole) is the source of this 2995-nucleotide messenger RNA. It is a transcript of the gene DQX1, whose product is annotated as DEAQ-box RNA dependent ATPase 1. The transcript is spliced from 12 exons. Lineage: Eukaryota; Metazoa; Chordata; Mammalia; Eulipotyphla; Talpidae. The coding region runs from base 531 to 2687 and encodes 718 amino acids. Gene Ontology annotation, cellular component: spliceosomal complex; intracellular anatomical structure. Gene Ontology annotation, molecular function: RNA binding. The record is from RefSeq and is a predicted model, not a curated record.
GCCUUUUCCCUUAGUUGGGGGAGAACAGGGCUAUGAAGGUUUCCAGGUUGGUUUAUGGGGAAUUGUCAGAAUGGAAGUAUUGGAAAUCAACUCUUCGUGUCAAGAGAUGCGUGAUAUUAAGGAAAUGUAAUUGAAUUGAAGAUCCAGCAGCAACUAGACCCUAACUUGGGUAUCUGGCCCAGGUUUGUGAAGAAACAGCUGUAAAACUACAAGUCCCAGGAUGCCUUUCACUAGUGAACACACUAUAUGGUGUCUGCAUAAGAGUUCACACAUGCUCAGUGUAGUAGCUGAAGCCUAUUUUCCAUAGGUUCUUGCCUAAGUUAAAUAAGGAGGAGCAAGUGGCCCCACCCCAAAACCAGUCUUUAGGAUUGGUGUUUGAGCCAAACCCCAGGGUUGGGCCGGAAUUUACCUUUGUACUUCACUCGGGUCAGAGUUGGUGACUGGCCUGAUGGUGACUAGCUGGGUGCGUCUGGAACUGGCUGCUGUCCUGAAUCAUCUCAGAACUGCAAGCAGGUCCUGCCUGAGCCACGAUGGCCUCUCAGCUACUCAGGCUGGCAGAAGAGUCUGGUGUAAGCCCUGGGGAGUCUGAACUGGCUGUGAACCCCUUUGAUGGGCUUCCCUUCUCUACCCGCUACUAUGAGCUUCUUGAGCAACGCCGAGCUUUGCCCAUCUGGGCCACUCGUUUUAUCUUCUUGGAGCAAUUGGAGAGUAGCCCCACUGGAGUAGUGCUGGUGUCUGGAGAGCCUGGCUCUGGCAAGAGCACUCAGAUCCCUCAGUGGUGUGCAGAAUUUGCGCUGGCCAGGGGGUUCCAGAAGGGCCGAGUAACUGUCACUCAGCCCCAUCCUCUGGCAGCUCUAAGCCUGGCUCUGCGUGUUGCUGAUGAGAUGGACCUGGCUCUGGGUCAUGAAGUUGGAUACAGUAUCCCUCAGGAGGAUUGCACCGGGCCCGAUACCCUGCUCAGGUUCUGCUGGGACAAACUUCUUCUGCAGGAGGUGGCCUCAACCCGGGACACUGGAGCCUGGGGUGUGCUGGUGCUGGAUGAGGCUCAGGAGCGGUCAGUGGCCACAGAUGUGCUUCAGGGGCUGCUGUGUGAUGCCAGGCUGGGAAACCUUCCCGGGGACCUCAGAGUGGUUGUGGUUACUGAUCCAGCCCUUGAGCCUAAGCUCCAAGCCUUCUGGGGAAAUCCUCCCGUUGUGCAUGUAUCUGGAGAACUUGGCAGUUGUCCCAUCCCCAUCUAUAGGGACAUUGUCCCUACGGAUCGUGUGGAAGCUGUCUGCCAAGCUGUGCUUGAAUUGUGUCAGAAGGAGACUCCAGGAGACGUGCUAGUGUACCUACCCAGUGAGGAGGAAAUUUCCUUGUGCUGUGAAUCCUUGUCCAGAGAGGUGGGUUCCUUGGCUCUCCAAAGGCCCCCUCCACGGGUGCUACCCCUCCACUCAGGCGUUGGUCAAGCUAUUCAGGCUGUAUACGAGGACACAGACUCGGGUGCCCAAAAGGUGGUAGUCACUCACUGGCUGGCUGACUUCUCCUUCUCGCUCCCUUCCAUCCAACAUGUCAUUGACUCAGGACUGGAGCUUCGAAAUGUUUACAAUCCUCAGAUCCGAGCAGAAUCCCAAGUGUUGAGGCCAAUCAGCAAGUGCCAGGCAAAGGCAAGACAACUUCGGGCAAGAGGGUUCCCACCAGGAUCCUGCCUCUGCUUAUAUCCUAAGUCCUUCCUAGAAGUGGCUCCUCUACUACCCCAACCCAGGGUGUGUGAGGAGAAUCUGAGCCCCCUGGUAUUACUGCUCAAGAGGAAACAGAUUGCAGAGCCAGGGGACUGUCACUUCCUGGAUCGGCCAGCUCCAGAAGCCCUGAUGCAGGCCCUGGAAGACUUAGACUAUCUGGCAGCCCUGGAUGAUGAUGGGGACCUGUCAGACCUGGGAAUCAUCCUUUCAGAGUUUCCCCUGCCCCCUGAGCUGGCAAAAGCCCUGCUGGCCUCCUGCGAGUUUGAGUGUGUGGAUGAGAUGCUCACCCUCGCCGCCAUGCUCACUGCUGCCCCUGGGUAUACCCAUCCUCCUCUCUGUGCAGAAGAAGCUGCCUUGCGUCGGGCCCUGGAACAUGCGGAUGGUGAUCAUAGCUCUCUGAUCCAGGUGUACGAAGCCUUUAUACAGAGUGGAACAGACAAGGCUUGGUGCCAGGCUCGGGGUCUAAACUGGGCAGCACUGUGCCAAGCCCAGAAACUUCGAGGAGAACUCCUAGAACUCAUGCAACGAAUUGAACUUCCCUUGUCCCAACCAGCCUUUGGUUCUGAGCAGAAUCGAAGAGACCUUCAGAAAGCACUGGUGUCUGGAUACUUCCUUAAGGUGGCCCAAGACACAGAUGGAACUGGAAAUUACCUGCUCCUGACCCAUAAGCACGUGGCCCAGCUCUCUCCAUACUGCUGCUACCGAAACCGUAGGGCUCCAGCCAGACCCCCGCAGUGGGUGCUUUACCACAAUUUCUCCAUUUCCAAAGACAACUGCCUUUCCAUUGUUUCUGAGAUUCAACCACAGAUGCUGGUAGAAUUGGCCCCUCAGUACUUCCUGAGUAACUUGCCCCCCAGUGAGAGCAGAGACCUUCUAAACCAUCUGAGGGAAGAAAUAGCAGAUGCUUCAACAGGGAAUGAAUCUACCUCCACCAAAGAGUUUGGAGAUCCCUGUGUCCUGCAGUGACUACCUAACAAUUGGAACAACUCAUCUCAUUGCAUGUGAUCCUCCCUCAAGCUAGCACCAAGGAAGCCAGCUGGAUUUCAAAGCCCAAAGUUUAGGGUAAAAUGUAAAGCCUGGAACCUGAGCCUCAAGAAAUGGUGGACUAAGAGUGGAAUGGACAGGGUAAGCUAGUCUACACGGGGCAGGACCCUUGCUGUAUUCUCCUAUUUGUUGGAGAGGGACCGACUGUACCCUACUGUACCCUCAAUUUAUAACAAACCUAUUCUUGUACUUCUUUUGUUCUAUAAAAGUUAUUUUUCUGUGGUGCCAAA